UUUUGGCGGGAAAGAGAGGAGUGAAGUUGUGUAAUUUGUUUUAUUUGUCUAUUUAGUUUUCUUUAGAUUGAAAUGUGUAAUAACUUUGGUUUAUUAGCUGUUUAGUAUUUGUGAAAGUGCACAGAUGUGGGAAAAUGGAAAAAAAGCCGCUGGACGUAACUUUUCGGGAUCCUCCAAAAAGUCUACUGAGAAAGUCUCACUCAAUGACCACAAUUUUAUUAUUUUUCGAUUAUAUUUCAUUCCAUAUCAUCUCAUUUUAUUUCAUUUUAUUUCAUUUCAUGCCAUGUUCCAUAAUAUUAAUCAACCUCAUUUCAUUUCACGGCAUAUUAAAUUAUCAUUUGCAGAGUUAAUGACUACAUUAGUUAAAUUACUUUCUCAACCUAAUUUAUCUAUACCGUCCCACGCCACUAAUUUAACUCAUACUUAAACUGAUAUUAAUAAUGUUUGACAGUUUCCUUCGUCUUUUAUUGUUCAUAAACUGUAAAUAGGUAAUUAAAACGGCGAAACAAACCUUAUUACUUGACAUUGGCAAAUGCACAAACUGUAUGAGACAAUAAAAAAAACUAUUAUACUAAUCUGUGAUAGGGAUGUCCGAAAUGCGAACAUAUCGAUCGAUAUAUCGAAAUAUCGAUAUAUAUCGUAACGGUAUUUUUUGAAAAUAUCAAUAUCGAUAUUGAGAUAAUCAUUAAAAAAUAUCGAUAUAUCGGUAUGAUUUGACAGAGAAUAUUCGUGUUAAUCAAUAGACAUCAUUUUUAAUGACAUUUUAUGAAACUUUAUGAAAUUUGAUAGAAUUUCAAUAGUAUAAUUUCAUAUAAUUUUGUGAAAUUUCAGAAGUUUCGUGAAAUUUCACGAAGUUUCAUCAAAUUCCAUGAAAUUUCAGAAAAAAAAAUUCCCGGGAACAUGUUUGUUGGUCUGAAAAAAAUAUCGAUUUUCAUACCUUUUCGAUACUUGGAAUUUUAUAUCGAUACAUCGAUGUAUCGAAGUAUAAAAUAUCGCUCAUAAAUAUCGAUAUUGAAAAAAUAAUAUCGAUAUUUUUUCAACAAGCCUAAUCUGUGACUUGUGUCAGCCUGUCAGCACUUAUCAAUAAUUUUACAAUUUAAUCAAGAGUUCAUAACUUCGUUGGUAGAUAGAAACCAAACUUUAUUUUUUAAACACCGGCAAUGUCAAUUGGAAGCAUCUAUGAAAAAGCUUACAAAGGAGACUUUAAUCAAGUCAAAGUAAAAAUUGAUGAGGAUGUUUCUUUAUUGAAUAUUUCUGAUUCUAACAAUCGCUUAUUGAUUCACUGGGCAGCUUUGGGAGGAAAUAAACAUUUAGUAGAUUUUUUAUUGGAAUCUGGAUCUUGUCUUGACCCAGUAGAUGAUACAGACUCUACACCAUUAAUUCUAGCAGCUUCAGCUGGUCGUUUAGAUGUAGUUAAAUUGUUAAUAAGUAAAGGAUCUAAUGUUAAUCACAAAACCAACCGAGGACAAACAUCCCUCCAUUAUGCUUGCUCGAAGGGACACAAAGAGGUGGUCAACUUGCUCUUGGAUGCUGAUGCACAUAUAAAUAGUGCAGACAUACUUGGUGCAACACCACUUCACAGAGCUGCUGCCCAGGGAAGGAACAAUAUUCUUGAAGUUCUGUUAUCUUCACCUAAUAUCAAACUCGACCUACAAGAUUCAACUGGGUCAACACCAUUGCAUCUUGCAUGUGAAGAAGACAGAGAAGCCGCAGCCACUAUGCUAGUCGAAAGUGGGGCUGAUCUGAAUAUAGAAAAUAAGGAAAAGAAGACUCCACUAGAUUUGUGUUCUGUCAAACUUAAGACGAAUCUAUCUAAAAUAAAAAAAUAAAGUGUGUGUCAAUAAAAA
This is a messenger RNA of Bombyx mori (domestic silkworm), 1847 nucleotides long. RefSeq names its product 26S proteasome non-ATPase regulatory subunit 10. The record is from RefSeq and is a predicted model, not a curated record. Gene Ontology annotation, molecular function: protein binding. Lineage: Eukaryota; Metazoa; Arthropoda; Insecta; Lepidoptera; Bombycidae. Bases 1161 to 1829 code for a protein of 222 amino acids. The transcript is spliced from 4 exons.